ACUAAGCAAUCCCAUCUAAGUUGGAGGGUCUGGAACAACUGUCGAUAUUAAUUAAGUUGCAUUUCUGUGCGAAAAUACAAUGUUGGGAGAACAUUUUCUCAACAAUGGGUGUUUGGAGACAUACGUCGUUAGAUGAAGGAGUGCUUCUUGUACACCAUUCCAGAUAGGACCUCAGCACCUCUCUUGGAGUGCAUUUAAGAAACAAUUCUAACAGGAACAGCUAUUAUGAUUAUGUGUGAUUUAUGGAGAUCAUAUAGAAAUUUACAAAAAUUUUUAGGAAUGUACUACAAACACCUAACAGUGAAACAUUUAGAAAAUUUCAAGGAUCCUAAUACUGGAGCGCCGCUCAAAGUGUAGAGUCAAUGUGGGCUGCUGCAAAGAGAAGAAACAGCCAGAAAUAUGGAUUCAUACCUAUAUGGUGGUUUCAUCCCAGAAUAAUAAAGAUAUUUUUUAAUUAUUUAUUUACUUCAAUUGAUGAAUGAUGAUCAACUGAAAUAUGAAUAGAUAUUAAAUUUGAGUCAAAUAUUGAAAGGACACAUUUUGAUAAAUAUUAGGGAACUCAGUAGUUUUCGCCCAGCUGUGCGUCGAAACAACCGAGCUUAUGUAAAUGAACGAUGUAAUUUCUUCUUCAUCAACGUUGGUUUAGUCACCCAUUGACGAUUGUGAAUAUAGCUCUUCUAUUUCAUUGUACUAUUAUCAGUAAAAUUGUAAUGAGUUAUUAUGUGAACUUUCUCUAAUUAUUAAGUUAAAAUUUUUCAAGAACUCGUAACUACUAAAUCGUAGACCUUAGUUUUCAUAAAUGCAUGAAAAUAUUCCACUAAGAAAAAAAAUCUAAUUCAAGUUAAACAUACUAUAUAACUGUAGAGUUUAUUUAAGGAUUUUUCAUAAAAAUAAAAUAAAAUGAAAUUAUUUUUGUGUUACUCUAUUUUUAUUUAUUUUUUAAAUAUGUUUCAUUUAGUGCUAUGUUAAUCAUUAGUUUUUAAGUGUUGACUUUAGAACUUGUUUAAUUUACAGAUGAUUCUUUUACAUUGUAAUAAAAUCGUUUAAUUGUCUCUUUAUAAAAAUUUCACCGUGGAUAAUAGAUUUAUCAUUUUUAGAUGAAUUAUUCUUCCUCAAAACUUUUACACUUUGGUAUAAACUAAAACCAUGGUAAUAUAUAAAAAUAAAACUUCCAGUUGGAUUGAUAUUUAGACCGUUGCAUCUGUAUACCUUUACUUAAGCUUUAACUUUGAUAAGUGAAAAAGGAGAGGUUUAAAAAUUUUGAUCUUCAAUUUUCACCGACCGGCACCAAAGAGAAAGUAGACGACAUUGGUAAAAUGAAAACAUGUGUUAUUUAGUUGGCUUUGCCUUUGCCUAUGGCCGAUUGGGGGAACGUGUGUGAAAUGUGUUGUGUAAAAUUUAUGUAUUGAUUUUUAUAUUUUUUUAGUUAAAAUAACAGACAAUUUGCCAAAAUGGGGAACGUUAAUGCAUCUAGUCAAAAAAGUACCUCGGACGCAUUUGCUGCAUUUGAACCAGAAAAUGUUGUUCCUUUAGUGGAUGAAAAGUUGGAAAAUCCAGGGUCUAUGGAAGAGCUGCACAAAAAAUGUAAAGAUAUAUUUCCUGUAAAUUUUGAAGGAGCUAAAAUAGCUGUCCAAAAAGGUCUGAGCAAUCAUUUCCAAAUUUCUCAUUCCUUAAAUAUGAGUUCUUUGGCACCAUCUGGUUAUCGAUUUGGUGCUACAUAUGUCGGAACAAAACAAUAUGGCCCUGGUGAAGCAUAUCCUGUGUUAGUGGGUGACAUAGAUCCAGUCGGAAAUCUUAAUGCGAACAUUUAUCAUAAGUUUAAUGACAACAUAAUUGGGAAAAUUCAAGCCCAGGUACAAAGUAGCCGUUGUACAGCAUCACAGUACGUUUUAGAUUACAGAGGUAGUAAUUACACAGCUACAGUUACGUUUGCCAAUCCUGAUGUUGUAAAUCUUUCAGGUGUAUUUGUUGGUCAUUAUAUUCAAAGUAUUACCAAAAAUACUGAUGUCGGUGUGGAACUAGCAUACCAGAGGAGUCUAUCGAUUCCUGGUACCCAACUAGCUCUCACAUCUUUAGCGGCACGAUAUACAGGUGGUGAUUAUAUUGUGUCAGGAACUGCUGGACCAUCUGGUGUCCAUGUGUGUUAUUAUCAGAGAGCCAGCUCACAGUUGCAGCUUGGUGUCGAACUUGAAACGAAUUUCAGGCUUCAAGAAUCAUCAGCCUCGAUAGGGUAUCAAGUCGAUCUUCCUAAAGCUGAUCUUGUUUUUAAAGGAAUGGUUGAUACAAAUUGGAACGUUGGAGCGACGCUUGAUAAAAAGCUGACGCCUAUGCCUUUCUCCCUGACCCUGAGUGGGAUGCUUAAUCAUCAGAAAAACCAGUUCCGACUUGGUUUUGGUUUUAUAAUUGGUUAAGUAAACUAAUAAAAAGAAAAUUAGAAACACUGUUUUAGUUCCGGUUAUUGUGUUUGUUCAGCUCGCAAUUUUGUAACUACCUUUUCUCCCCAUUUUAUACUCUUUUUUUUUACAUAAUUAAUUAAAUUAUUUAUGUUCAUAAAUAUUUUUCAUUACUUAAUGCGUUUAGAUUAGAUUCCUUAACAGGAAAAGGCCUGACAUACUUUAAUUAGUAUCUCUCUUUCUCUCUGUUUGUUCAUAGAUCGCUUGUACAUAGUUAAAACGAUCUCUAUGUACUUUAUAAUAUAAAAAAAGAUUGUAUCCACUUUUUCUUUAAGUUUAACGUUGUUUAUGGUUCGCAUUUGAUUUAAAAUUAAAAUGUGUUAUAUCCAUCUGAUUAAAUUAAAAGAGCAGAUUGCAUUGUUCAAAUAAUAGUUGUGGUUGACAUUAUCUUUAAAAUAUUUUCAUUUGUUAUCAUUUUUAUUUUUGUAACAAUUUAUGGAGGAACGAUGUUUAAAUAGUUGUUUCUAUUUUGUAUAUAAAUUUUGUAGUGUUAUGUUAGAAAUAUUGAUUUUAUAAAUAAAUGAAUUUAUUUAAGAGCAGCAUAGAUCAAUACUUGUAUAUUAUUUAUUUCUGAAAAUUUAAUCAAGCAAGGUUGAAAGAUAUGUAGAUGUAUAUUAAAGAGUUAUUAAAACAAACAGAAAAUCUCAGAUUAAUGAUAAACAUGACAGUGAAUAAAGCACAUAUUAAUUUGUUAUCCAAUUGUGUUACUUCUGAAAUAUAUUUGUUCCUUUAAAAC
Nezara viridula (southern green stink bug) is the source of this 3189-nucleotide messenger RNA. The record is from the annotation of a GenBank genome assembly. Lineage: Eukaryota; Metazoa; Arthropoda; Insecta; Hemiptera; Pentatomidae.